Rotaria sordida is the source of this 1140-nucleotide messenger RNA. The record is from the annotation of a GenBank genome assembly. NCBI's taxonomy places the organism in Eukaryota, Metazoa, Rotifera, Eurotatoria, Philodinida, Philodinidae.
AUGUCAUUUAAUGAUGAUGAUGAAAUAUAUUCUAUUGUCAUUGAUAAUGGUUCUGGUACAAUCAAAGCAGGUAUUGCUGGUGAUGAUUCACCUCGAGUGAUCAUUCCUAGUGUAGUUGGUCGUCUACGUCAUUCGAAAACUCUGCCUGAAACGUCUCAAACAGAUUUAUUUAUUGGAUAUAAGGCAUUAAAUAAUAAAGAAAUUUUAUCUGUUCAUUAUCCAAUUGAACAUGGUAUUAUUACAAAUUGGGAUGAUAUGGAAAAAAUUUGGCAUCAUAUUUUUUAUAAUGAACUUCAUGUUGUACCUGAAGAACAUCCGGUUUUGCUUAGUGAAGCAUCAUUGAAUCCUAUAGCUAAUCGUGAAAAAAUGGCGCAAAUUCUUUUUGAACAAUUUAAUACACCUGCUAUGUAUGUAGCUAAUCAGGGUGUUCUUUCGUUUUAUACAUUGGGUAGAACAGCUGGUAUAAUUCUUGAAAUUGGUGAUGGGGUUUCACAUACUGUACCAAUCAAUGAAGGUUAUGCUAUACCGCAUGCAAUUAGUCGUGUUGAUAUAGCUGGACGUGAUUUAACUGAUUUUAUGGUUCGAUUAUUAGCCGAACGUGGUUAUGCAUUUACAACGACAGCUGAACGUGAAAUUGUUCGAGAUAUGAAAGAAAAACUAGGUUAUGUUGCAUUAGAUUUUGAACAAGAAUUAAUAACUACAAAACAUUCGAAUAUUAUCGAGAAAAAAUAUGAGUUACCGGAUGGUCAAAGGAUAACUAUUGGUAAUGAACGUUUUCGAUGUUCGGAAGCUAUUUUUACACCAACAAUCAUUGGCCAACGAGAAUUAGGCAUUGCUGAACUACUUUAUGAUUCAAUUAUGAAAUGCGAUAUCGAUAUACGAUCAAUUUUUUAUUCGAAUUCUCUUUUAUCCGGAGGAACAACUAUGUUUCCGGGAUUCGCUGAUCGAAUGCAAAAAGAAAUGACAAAACUUGCUCCACCGAAUAGAAGAAUUCGUAUUGUUGCUGCACCUGAUCGGAAGCUUAGUGCAUGGAUUGGUGGUUCAAUUCUUGGUUCAUUAUCAACAUUUCAAAGAAUGUGGAUAACAAAAGAAGAAUAUAAUGAAUCUGGUCCAUCGAUUGUACAUCGAAAAUGUAUGUGA